AUGGAAGAGAUAAGUCAAGGUGUUGGUAAAAUAGUUGAACUGGUUAAUGAAGGAGAAAUUGGAGAAAAUUACUUAAUUGAAUAUCUUCAAGAAUGUACAGAAAAAGAAGAGAGGGAAGGAGUAAUAAAUAACCUAAGAGGGAAUGAAGCAUUCAAGAAAAAAAAGAUGUGUUUAUACAACAAAUGUACUGUCAUUAAAAUUUUAGUUGGAUGGAUGAAAGAAGCAACAGAAAAAGGAGAAAGUAUUGAACCUAUUGUAAGAGUAAUUGGACAAGAGUUUAAGAAAGAUAAUAAAGACAAACUAAAAGAUGUAGCAAGAGAAAUGAAAAAAAUGAAAGUCAAAGAAGAAGAAGAAUAUUUUAUUGAACAACUUACAAAUCCAAUUAUUGGAGAAGAACUUAAGAAAGAAGAAGAAAAAAAGAAAAGGGAAGAAGAGAAGAGAAAGAAAAAAGAGGAAAAGAAAGAAAAAAAGAUAGAAACCGUAGACGAGGGAAGUAUUUUUAAAGCACCUAAAGAAGAAGAAAAAAAGAAAGGGAAAAAAAGACUUGUAUAUUCAGAUGAUGAUGAUAUAGUUGAUUUUGAAAAGAAAGAAAGAAAAAGAGAAGUAAAAGAUAAUAAAAAUAUGGGAGAUAUUAUAGUAAGUUUAGAUGAAAUAAAACACAAAAAGAAAAUACAAGAAAUAGGAGCUAGAAAAGAUGUUGAUUUAGAAGAAGGAGACUUUUUUAAUGAAGACAUGACUAUUGAGAAAUAUCAUAAACCAAAUCCAUAUCCAAAAGGUAUAAUUUGUGUUGAAUUUGGAAAAGAAAGUAAAACAAAAAAUAUUCCAUUUCAAGAAAAUUUAGGAAGUGUUGUUAUUACUAAAAAGAGUUAUUUUGAAAGUGAUGGACAACCUAGUUUAGACAAUGGAGAAUAUUGGGAUCAAAUUAUGUCAAGAAUUUCUAGAGCUGAAGAAAACCAAUAUCAAAAUAUAUUUAGUGAUCAAUCUGAACAUGAAACAAGAUAUGAAAAUGAUACUAUUCAUAAUGAAAUAGAAGAUAUUGAACAAAUAAGAAAUCAUCAAAAUCAAAUUUUCUAUGAAUUUAAUGACUUUGAAGAUUUUAAAUGGAUUUUAACAGAAACAAAUGAAAAUACAAAUAAUGUAAUCAAAAGAAAGAAAGAUGAAAUUUAUAACCCAACAACAUUUUCCAGAAUAGGUUAUCAAAAUUAUAUUUGA
Molecule: messenger RNA, 1212 nt
Organism: Entamoeba nuttalli P19
Lineage: Eukaryota; Evosea; Mastigamoebida; Endamoebidae
Exons: 1
Coding region: 1-1212 (403 amino acids)
Source: RefSeq, a predicted model, not a curated record